Messenger RNA from Klebsormidium nitens, 990 nucleotides. The record is from the annotation of a GenBank genome assembly. NCBI's taxonomy places the organism in Eukaryota, Viridiplantae, Streptophyta, Klebsormidiophyceae, Klebsormidiales, Klebsormidiaceae.
AUGGCGCGCUUUUCCGGCGUCCCUUUCUUGCUCGUCCUGCUGGCGUGCGUCGCCGCGAGCUCUGCCCACCGGGCCAAGCAGACCGCCUUUGUGGCUGGGCUCACCAACAAGACUGUGGCGUCGACUGUCCCGUCCAACGGCGACGUUACUCCGUACGGAUGCUUUGUCGUUCCGCGGACGGUUGGGAAGCUGCGUCGGGACAACGUUCUGAUCAACGCCGCGGAGCCCGUCGGGCUUUCCACCGCUCUAGUUGUUCUCCAGAGCGGCUGGGUCAUCGUUGGGAAUACGCCCACAACGGACGGCACUUCCAACACGAUCAUGCGAGGUUCCAUCUUUGUCUUGGACGCUUUUGGCACUGUGCGCGCGGAGAUUAAGAACUCGUUCAUCAACGGGCCUUGGGGAGCCACAGUCGCAGAGUUCCAAUCUGCCAGCAUUGCCUACCUUUUCGUGAGCAACGUUGUAGCGCCUGCUAACGGGACGAUCGUGCGCUGGACUCUCACCGACAUAAUGAGAGCCGACGACCGCUCUAGCCGGCCCCCCCGGUUCACUGACCCAACCAUUAUCGCGGACAAUAUCGGCGCGGUUCUUGACCCGGCGGCUGUGGUCAUCGGCCCGGUGGGGCUGGGCUACCGCAACAAUCAGCUCUUUGUAUCCGAUGAGGUCCACAACCGGGUUCUCCACUUCAAUAACGUCAUCUUCCGCGGUAACCCCGACACCAACCCGGCUGUCGUGACCUCCGACAACGCUCUUCAGCAGCCCAUCGGCCUCACCCUCACCCCCAAUCAAAACCAAGCACUGAUCGUUAACAACCUGAACGGGAACCUGGUUGACUUCACUAUCCCGGCCCCAGGCACUCAGCUGGCGACUGUGACCGUGUCCAACUUUGGCGCGGGAAGUCUGUUCGGUCUCGCUGCCACGAUCAAUCAGAAUGGCCAGAAGAAGGUGUACUUUGUCAACGACGGAGAUAACACGCUCAACGUGCUGGAGUGA